UGUGAAUGUUUAUUUCAAGUUUGGUUAGUUUAUUUGCUUAAAAUGCCAGCCUAUAUUUAUAAUUGUGCUUCCCCUAUGUUUCAUUUUUUUAUAAUGAUUGAACGUGUUUUGGCUACUGUUUAUGCUAAAAUUUAUGAAAAUCAAGGCAAAAUUUUGGUGUUAUCAGUACAAUUCUUGUGUGGGGGAUAA
Molecule: messenger RNA, 189 nt
Organism: Meloidogyne enterolobii
Lineage: Eukaryota; Metazoa; Nematoda; Chromadorea; Rhabditida; Meloidogynidae
Source: the annotation of a GenBank genome assembly